Messenger RNA from Nicrophorus vespilloides, 1175 nucleotides. RefSeq lists its product as uncharacterized. NCBI's taxonomy places the organism in Eukaryota, Metazoa, Arthropoda, Insecta, Coleoptera, Silphidae. The record is from RefSeq and is a predicted model, not a curated record.
AAAACUGAAGAACGUUCCGUGUCAAUAGCAGUACGAAUUCACCGAACUUUGGAGCUGGCCGACGACAAGUUGUACGUGAUAACUUGCGGAAAGGCAGGCUUCAAGAAUGCCCGAAACGAAACGUCGCUGGUAUCUUUGAGGCUUCUGGACGCAGGCAAAAGGAUAACCCAGGCGGUCUAUAGCAGACCUUACACGCUGCGAGCGGAGAUCUCCAGAUCCGAUGGAACCUACGGCUUUAGGGUGAAGAGCUGCUUCGCUUUCAACAAACUGAACAGCAGCGUCCCCCUGAUAGACGAUCGAGGUUGCCCUGUUAAUCCGAACGUCAUCAAAGGCUUCGUGUACAAUGACAAGAAGAGCACAGCGGAUGCUGAGCUUCAAUCGAUGUUCAGGUUCCCUGAAAGCUCCGAAGUUCAUUUCCAGUGCGACGUCGGAUUGUGCAAAGGCUCCUGCCCGGAGCCCAUGUGCAUCGCCGAUGGAUCUGCCAAGGCUCUGAUAACAGAUGAGGGCGUGCUGAUGGCCGCCACGAGCGUCUUCGUGUUAGAUCCAGGCGAUAGUCCGUUGGUUCAAGAGCUAUGCGAUGAGAACGGCGUCCAUCCCUCUUGGUUGCUAUGGCUGUGCGUCGCUUUGGGCAUCCUCUUCCUCAUAAUGCUCAUCAUCAACAUCUUCCUCUGCUCGGCGAUGACGUGUGCGUGCGCGAGAACGGAGAUCAUCGAGAAGGAGCCCAGCAUCAUCGAGGACUACGAUCCUUACAGAUCCUGGCACGGAAGUCAAUACGGCUCAAGGUAUUCCUUGAACGGUGCUCCACAACAUCCGAAAGGCUACACAUCUGGUGGUUCGACAAUGAACUCGAACAGGUCGGUGUCUUCGCACAGCGAUCACUACGCCAUAGUUCACUCCAGACCAGGAAGCAGGUACAAGCACAGGGGUCCACCGUCCCACAUCGGAAGCCACUACAGCGGCAAAUGAACACUCGCUAUAUCCGAAUCAUAAGUAUUUGUAAUUAAACAGAGAAUCGUGUGACUAAAAGUGCAAUUAAUCCUAAACACUUUGCGGAUCGUUAAUAUGUAAUAAUAUGUCGAAAUUCGUGAACAUUUUGGAACGUAAUGUAAACAAAAUAUGAAAACAAAUUAGCUUUAAAAGACGUAUUUAAAUCCGGAAGAAAAAUUAAAAGAAGA